Molecule: messenger RNA, 687 nt
Organism: Suillus clintonianus
Lineage: Eukaryota; Fungi; Basidiomycota; Agaricomycetes; Boletales; Suillaceae
Exons: 2
Coding region: 1-687 (228 amino acids)
Source: RefSeq, a predicted model, not a curated record
AUGGAGGAGGUGCAGGGAUCACAUCGGGGAUCAUAUAUCUGGGGUCGUAGCGUCCACAAUAUUCGCAUUGAGCGUCUUUGGGUCGACUGGACCAGCGGGGUUGGCUCAAAGUGGAAGAUUUUCUUUCAAAACCUCGAGGUCCAUGAUGGCCUUGAUCCUGACCUGCCGUCUCAUAUUUGGCUACUGCACCACUUAUUUCUCAACAUUAUCAACUCUGAAGGGCUACAGUGGGCAAAUUCAUGGAAUGCCCAUACAAUGACAUUGCCAGGUCAGCGUAAUGACAGCCCACAUGCCCUCCGCUUCUUCAGUAUCAUUAGCGGAGGUGGACGUGGACUUGACGCCCAUGGAAAUAUUCUACCUCACUUUCAGCCAAUGGCAGACGAUCUAACCCCUGAUGGCAUAGAAGAAUACGGAAUUGACUGGGAAGCCUACGACGAUCAUCACAUACGACAUCAUAACGUUGAUGAAAACCCCCCUGAUCAUCUGGAAAACAAUCCGUUUGUUGCUCACUGGCCUGAGCAACAUAACGUUGUAGAGGUAGAGGCGCCGGACUGUCCACUUACAGCUCAGCAGCUAGAAUAUCUACAUACUUACAUCGAAGAUUUGUCGAUAGAUACUAUGGAGCAGCGGCACGCACUAUGGGUUGCUGCAUUACAAGUUUGUCGUGAUAUCUUUCAAUGGGUAUAG